CAUCACAUUCCACUGUUUCCCUCUCAUUUCGAUUUGGAAUUUGGUAGGGAGAAGAGACGAGUGGGAGAGAGAUGAGGGAGGAGGCGGUAGAGACGCUGCGAGGGGUGGUGCGCGACUGCGUGAGCAAGCACCUCUACUCGUCGGCCAUAUUCUUCGCCGACAAGGUGGUGGCAGCCACCGGUGACCCCGCCGACAUCUACAUGCAGGCUCAGGCCCUCUUCCUUGGCCGCCAGUACCGCCGCGCCCUCCACCUCCUUAAUUCCUCCCAGAUCGUUCUCCGUGACCUCCGCUUCCGUUACCUCGCCGCCAAAUGCCUGGAAGAGCUAAAAGAAUGGCAUCAAUGUCUGGCAAUGCUUGGUGAUGCUAAAGUUGAUGAGCAUGGAAAUGUUCUCUCACAAAAUGAUGGGACUGCAAUGUACUUGGAUAAGGAUACUGAAGAUCAUGAAAUUAAUAUUACUUCAGCAAUUUGUUUUUUACGUGGCAAGGCAUAUGAGGCUUUGGAAAAUCGUGCUCAAGCCAGACAAUGGUAUAAAGCAGCUGUUAAAGCAGAUGCAUUAUGUUAUGAGGCUUUGGAAUGUCUGGUUGACAAUUACAUGCUCACGUGUGAGGAGGAAUCAAGUCUAUUAUCAUCUUUGCAAUUUGGAAAAGAUGAUAAGUGGUUGUCAUCAUUCUACUCAUGUCUUGUAAAGAAGCACGUCAAAGAACAUGUUGUAGAAGCCAAGUUCAGAGAUCUUGAAAGAGAGACUUCUGGUGUUGCAUCUUCUAAUUCAUCUUUUAGCCAGACACUGAAAAACAACACUGACUUGUUGGCUCGUAGAGCUGAAUACUAUUACCAGAGUGGAGAGUAUCAAAGAUGUUUUGAACUUACUUCCAUGGUUUUAGAAAGAGAUCCUUUUCAUUUGAAAUGUACAUUAGUUCAUUUGGUGGCUUCGAUGGAACUUGGCCGUUCCAAUGAUCUCUAUCUUAUGGCCUGCAAUUUGGUGAAAGAUCAUCCUCAAAAAGCUCUCUCCUGGUUUUCUGUUGGAUGCUACUACUUUUGUAUCAAGAAGUAUGAUCAAUCACGAAGAUACUUUUGCAAGGCUACAACUAUAGAUGGGUCGUUUCCACCUGCUUGGGUAGGUAUUGGUAAUGCUUAUGCUGCUCAAAGUGAGGGUGAUCAAGCAAUGGCUGCGUUUCGUUCUGGAGCUCGCUUGUUUCCUGGGUGUCAUCUGCCAGCACUAUAUAUUGGAAUGGAAUACAUGCAAACACACAAUUACAAACUUGCAGAACAGUUCUUUUUGCAGGCCAAAAAGAUAUGCCCUUCUGAUCCACUUGUAUAUAAUGAACUUGGAGUUGUUGCUUAUCAUAUGAAGGAAUACCAGAAAGGUGUUCAGUGGUUUGAGAUGACCCUAGAUUGUGUUUCAUCUUCAUUAAGUGAAAUGUGGGAACCUACUUUGGUAAACCUUGCACAUGCAUUACGAAAACUUAAGAUGUUCCAGAAGGCUAUUUCCUGUUAUGAAAAGGCCCUGGCUGUUUCAACUCAAAAUUUCAGUGCAUUUGCUGGUCUGGCAUAUACAUAUCAUCUGCAGGAUAACUUUGAUGCUGCAAUAACCUACUACCACAAGGCUCUUUGGCUGGACCCAAACGACCAAUUCUGCACAGAGAUGCUAACUCUUGCCCUCGAGGAUGAUUGCAGAGGUGUUGACCGGAGGAAAUAACUUGUGGUAUGUACUUAUGGACGAAGCAGUGUUACUUUCCUGCUGAUAUUGUCAUUAUGUAAUUGUGGGAGAACUUCCUAAAUAUUAGCUUAAUAUCGUGCAUGGUCUGUUUUUAGUGUAUAGGUUAGCUAUUACAGACUUUCUUUUGUUGUUUUUGUUGGUUUUCUUUCCAGUUUUUCUGGGGCUUUGCAUAUAUUUUCUGCUAUUUGUAUUAGCAGAAUAUGUCCAAUUUUGUAUUGAUAUUGACAUGCACACUAAAUCAUCAUGGUUUUCAUGGUAA
This is a messenger RNA of Musa acuminata subsp. malaccensis (wild Malaysian banana), 1977 nucleotides long. Its product is annotated as anaphase-promoting complex subunit 6. Gene Ontology annotation, cellular component: anaphase-promoting complex; cytoplasm. NCBI's taxonomy places the organism in Eukaryota, Viridiplantae, Streptophyta, Magnoliopsida, Zingiberales, Musaceae. Gene Ontology annotation, biological process: protein ubiquitination; cell division; positive regulation of mitotic metaphase/anaphase transition. The record is from RefSeq and is a predicted model, not a curated record. Gene Ontology annotation, molecular function: protein binding.